AUGGGUCAGUUUUUAGUAUUUUCUUUAGUUUCCUUCCUUGUACUGCUUUCUUCUAAUGUAAUUCCUGCUUCCAGUAAUGAAGAAGCCAAAGGUCUCCUGAAAUGGAAAUCCAGAUUUGACCACCCAAACAACACAUUGGAUGCUUCAGAAAGUGUCAACAGGGAGAACCUUACUACUUCGAACAUCACUGGUUUCAAGAGUGGAGAUAAUAAAGACCUUCCACAUUGCACAAUACCUCCAGAGAUGUCCUCCUCUGUGGAGAAAAAGAGUGGCCACAAAAAACAGAUUCUCAGCAUUGUAUUGCCUAUAGUGGGAGCCCUGGUACUAGUUUCUGUGUUUGCAGUGCUUCUUUUCACUUGUGGGAAAAGAUAUAGAGGUCCAGAUGAAGAGCAAUGCAAUUCAUCUAGUCGGGGCGAUGAAGACAGUGAUCUCUUCUCCAUAUCCUCAUUCCAUGGAAAGGCAUUGUAUUUGGACAUCUUGAAAGCCACCAAGGAGUUCCAUGAGAUGUACCGCAUUGAGGAAGGAGGGUUCUGGACUGUUUACAAGGCUGAGAUCCCAUCAGCCAAGACGGUAGCUGUAAAGAAACUUCAUUCAUCAGCUGAGAUCGCUUAUCGGGAGAGUUUCUUCAAUGAAAUAAGAGCUUUGACAAAGAUCAGGCACAGAAACAUCGUCAAACUCCAUGGCUUCUGCUCAAAUGUGAGGCAUGAAUUCUUGGUUUACGAGUACCUUGAAAUGCCUUCUUUGUCAUGGAUGCUGAGCAGAGAAGAGGAGGCUAAGAAGCUCGACUGGAAGACGAGGGUGAAGAUUGUUAGAGGCAUCGCUCAGGGGCUGUCUUACAUGCACCAUGAUUGCUCUCCUCCCAUUCUUCAUGGGAACAUAUCAAGUAGCAACGUUCUCCUUGAUGCUGCUUUUGAAGCUCGCAUUUCGGAUUUUGGCACUGCUAAGCUACUCAGGCAAGACGACUCUAAUUUCAGCACAGUUGCAGGCACAUACGGAUAUAUUGCACCAGAAUUUACUUCCACAAAGAAGAUGACUGAAAAUUGGGAUAUAUAUAGUUUCGGAGUAUUAACAUUAGAAAUCAUUAUGGGAAAACAUCCCGGUGACUCCAUUGAUGUUAUCAAAUUUUUCUCAGAGCGUCUAGAUCCACGGCUUCCACAUCCUGGAAAUGAAGAAGAGAGAGCUUUGAUUUACAUUGAUACAAUCGCACGAAAAUGUUUGAAUCCAAAAGCAAGGCCAACAAUGCAGAAAAUCGCUGAGAUGUUAGCAAUAGUACCACAAUGAUGCUUGCUGUGAACUUUUCAGUAUAUUUAUAUUUUUCUCAUAUAUUUUAGAUGUUGUUGCCGUAUUAUAUUUGUAAUUGUUGGGUUUUGAAAGGUUGGAAUUGGUUAUAUGAUGACAUCCAGCAGUUCACUCACUUUGUAGAAUGUUGAUUUUGAGAAAUAAUAAAGUGGUUUGUUCUUUAAGGAAAAAUAAAGGUGGGUGGCUUGAGGUUUGGUCUA
This is a messenger RNA of Ipomoea triloba (trilobed morning glory), 1499 nucleotides long. Its product is annotated as MDIS1-interacting receptor like kinase 2-like. The record is from RefSeq and is a predicted model, not a curated record. The coding region runs from base 1 to 1281 and encodes 426 amino acids. Gene Ontology annotation, molecular function: protein kinase activity; ATP binding. The transcript has 3 exons. NCBI's taxonomy places the organism in Eukaryota, Viridiplantae, Streptophyta, Magnoliopsida, Solanales, Convolvulaceae. Gene Ontology annotation, biological process: protein phosphorylation.